AUGAGUAUCCGACAGAAAGUGCGCCGGGUGUUCAGCCGCUCUUUCAGCGGCUCUAAACACAAGGACACCGGUAUCAAGAUUGAAUAUUACAGACGACAUGAGGUCCCCCCCUCGAAAUUCAAGGGUCCGUUUGACCGCGAACACCAAAAGUCUCUGGCCGCCUGGUCCUUCGGGGAUGCCCAGGCCGGUCGUCCGCGCUCGAUGGAUCUGUCUCUCUCGCCGUGUGCGUCGGUCCCCGACCAUCUGCGCCACGACUACGACGAUGAGGAAGUGGCGCCAGAUCAGAUGCAGCCGAUUGCUCCCGAAGACCGUUUACCUGAGUCUGACUCCAUGCCCAUUAUGUACCCUCGCGACUAUACCUCGGAGCGCCACACCCACGGUUCGUCGUCUUCCACCGCCGUCGACCCGGAUAGCUACAGCAGCUCGAUGAAGACGCUCUUGGACGUCAACCUCAUGCCGGACGACUCCGCCGCCCCGUUCCACAAGGAAUCGGUCCGGCAUACCUCGCCCGUCUAUCGUCCCAUCUCACCGCCGCCCAUGGCCAAGGGGACGUACAUGCCUUUCUCCCCCGACGAUCUGUCACGGGCGUUGAACGCCGUGCAGAUAUGUACCUGA
Molecule: messenger RNA, 615 nt
Organism: Aspergillus campestris IBT 28561
Lineage: Eukaryota; Fungi; Ascomycota; Eurotiomycetes; Eurotiales; Aspergillaceae
Exons: 2
Coding region: 1-615 (204 amino acids)
Source: RefSeq, a predicted model, not a curated record